AUGGCGGAAUUCUUGGAGCUCGAGGCGCAGGACGGGGUCCGGAUGCCGUGGAACGUCUUCCCGGGGACGAAGCAGGAGGCCACCGCCUGUGUCGUCCCCCCAGCUGCCAUAUACACGCCUCUGAAGCCACUAGACUCCUCUUCGGGGGCUGAGGCACCUCUGCUCCCCUAUGCCCCGCUCCGCUGCCGCAUCUGCCGCUCCGUCCUCAACCCCUUUGCCAUCGUUGAUUAUGCCACCAAGAUCUGGAUCUGCCCCUUCUGCUACCAACGCAAUCACUUCCCUCAUCACUAUGCCUCUCUAUCCGAGGAUAGCCUACCCGCCGAGCUCUUCCGCCAGUACACAACCAUCGAAUAUCAGUCCGCCGCAGAGGGCUCAGGUGCUGUGCUACCGCCCGUGUACCUCUUUGUGGUUGACACGUGCAUGAUUGAGGAGGAGGUGGGCUACCUCAAGUCCGCCCUGGCCCAGGCCGUGGAACUUCUUCCUGAGAGGUCCCUCGUCGGUUUCAUCACCUUCGGCACCUAUGUUCAGGUUCUUCAUCCCCCCCACUCCUCCCCAGCGAAACUUGUAUUCUUACGUCUCGUCGAUCGUCUCUUCUGCUUUGUUAACGUUUGGAACGUCUCGAAUUUGGGUGUCAGGUUCACGAGUUGGGAUUUGGGCACAUAACAAAGACAUAUGUGUUCAAGGGAACAAAGGAGGUGACCAAGGAACAGAUUCUGGAGCAGAUGGGCUUCUUUUCGCGGAAAACGAGGCCGCUGACGGGAGUGAUAGCCGGAGCCAGAGAUGGGCUUUCAGCGGAGAGCAUUGCACGAUUUCUGGUGCCAGCUUCUGAAUGCGAGUUCGUCCUUAAUUCUGUAAGUGUAACCGCUGCUUUUCAUUAGUACGUGCGGGUUCUUGGAAGCGCUCAUUUUCGAGCAUAACUUAGAUGGAUAAGAAAAUCGCCUGGCCCGCCAAAGAAGAGGAACAAAACCAUUAUGCAAAUAUUUUGUGGACAUUAUGUCAUUUCAUACGCUACACCUGGUUAGAUCAUGCACAAUCACUAGUACCCAGGAUGAUGAAAUGCAUCCAUUUCUCUGAAUCUAUCUCUUCAAUUGAAAGUCUGCCCUUCUGCCUUCUGCUGGAUCGUAAGCUGGUUGAGAAAAUGUACUACAUUUAAUGCAAAACGGACUACUCUUGCAACAAGGGUUGGCCUUUUUUUCCUUCUUUCAGGGUUCUCCCUGAUAGCUAUUUCCUUAUUCGCAUGGAAACUACUCACGUCAUGUCCAUAAUGGGAUUUCAAUCUGUCCACAUGGUUUUGUCCGUGAUUCAUGAGAACUUUAUUGUGCAUCAUUGUAAGAACGCCAGAAUCUUGUAUUUUUCCCUUUCUUGUUCUGGCGAACUUUUUCUUUCCGGCCAAGGCCUGUUCUUUGGGCUUCUCAGACCUUUUCUAACGACUGCUGACUGAAACUUUCUUUCGUCAAAUCUUGUGUCUGCAUUUUAAUUGUUCUAAUUUGAUGAAUUUUUCUGGCCUUAGUCGACUGGUUAUGCUUUUUCCUUCAUUUUAUAAUUUUUAAGCAGUGAUUGUUUAAUCUGUAGUGCGAGAGUAAAAUUUGGUAAUUUUGAUGCCUACAAGGAGAAAACUGUCCGCGUGUCUUAUGUUAUUUUCCCAUAAAUAUUUUUUAUUUUUUUACUUUUCCUUGUUAUCGUUUCCUUAGAUGUUUUAAAUAAUUACUUGAUGAAUUCGAUGUUAGGUCCUGGAGGAGCUUCAGAAAGAUCCUUGGCCUGUUCCAACAAACGAACGGCCAUCAAGAUGUACUAGCGCCGCUCUUAGUUUGGCAGCCUCUCUAUUAGGGAUCUGUGUGCCUGGUUCAGGAGCAAGGAUUAUGGCCUUUCUUGGUGGGCCAUCGACUGAGGGACUUGGAGCUGUAAGUGUCAUUGUUUUAAUGAUGUGGAGAUUCCCUUGUCUUCUUUUUGUCCUUUUCAGCGUACAUCUUUUAUUAUAGAAUUGUAACAUUUUGCGCUGAUACAUCCUCUAAUUCUUUAAUAUAUAUGUAUAUUAUUAGAAGAAAAGGGUUCUAUUUUGUUUUCAAGUUUUAGAGGGGAAUAGGGUUUGAGAUCAAAAGGUUUAUAAUAUUUCCAGGUAGAUACUUUUACAGAAUUGAUAGAUUUAAACCUGGUUUUUAAACUCAGACUAAUGGGCUUUUAAAUUAUUAUUAAUCUAGAAGAAGUGCCAUUGAAAAUCCAUUGUGCUCGGAUCCUAUGCAUAUCAAUAAUGUAUAUAAUAGACGAAGGUAUCAGUAUGCAUAUCAAUAUUAAUAUCAAUAUUGUGUAAGAAGAUAUUUAUUGUGCUGGAUAUGGAUCAAAGGUGGCCUAUCCGUACUUCAUGCUAACAAAGCAUGCCUUGAACUAAGAACGUUACAAGGGGAUAUAGUACAGAAGGUUCAGAAUCGGUCCCUCUUUAUUUUAUGCCAAUGUUCUACCUUUUUUCUUCUCUGCCGAUUUUUCUAUUUUUACUAAGCUACUAGUUCUUUCAGAUCGUACUGAGUCUCUGAAUUCAAACUUCUAGAUUGUUUCGAAGAUCUUAUCAGAACCAAUUCGUUCCCACAAGGAUCUAGACAAGGGUUCAACUCCAUUUUAUAGUAAAGCUGUUAAAUUUUAUGAAGGACUGUCAAAGCAGCUUGUGCAUCAAGGGCACGUAUUGGACUUGUUUGCUUGUGCUCUUGACCAGGUAAUUUCAAGUCAUUUUAUGUAAAGACUCUGUUCUAGUCAUGGUGCAACAAUUUGGUGUGAAAUUGUUCUGGUGUGUCUUUAUUAUGUACUAGAUGUGCUGAUUUUCACCUAAUGAACUAAUUCCUUGAAUAAGGCAUUACUAAACAGAACUUCAAACUAUUUUCACCAAUAUGGCCACUAGAGCUCUUCCUCAAUUAAGUCUUUAUCUCGUUCUUUACUUCACAAAAGACACUAUCUGUUUUGAAUCAUAUAUACUCAUCAUAUGGAGUGAAAUCUCCCAUAUAAAACUAUUCCCAACCCAAAUGCUAUAUAAAAUAUUGAGAAGAGAGUGAUUUCAACCUUAUGUUUUCGUUCUGUACUACUAUAUAACAGUGACAUUCCUAUUGAUUAUUGUGAUUGACAUAUUUGUGAGAAGUAGAGUACGUUAGGAGAGUCAAACCACUAUAAAUUUUGUGCUUUGAUUUUUUAUUCUCUCAGUUAUUUACAAGGAGUCAAAUAACUAUGAAUUUAUGAAUUUUUAUAUCUUAUUUUUGUGUGAUAAUAUCCUCACCGGUGAUCUCCUUGAGGCAUUAAUGUUCUACUUUUCCCAUGCUUAUCUGCAUAAUUUCAUAUUUUCAUUCGUAAUCGAUUUAUUGUCCCGUAAAAUGGCAUUUUUUUUACACAAUCACGUGCAUUUUAUUUGUCGAACUGGUCCAUGGGUGGUCAUGCCCAUUCAUCUACUCCAUUCGUUUGUUGUCACCUAGAAAUGAUCUCCAUGUUCUGCCUUCUAAUUGCACCUCUGCUGCACGCAUCUCGUAUCACACAAUCUUUUAAGUCAUAAAAAGAAAAGGUGUUGCCUUGGCCACUACCUUUCUCUGAUGUUUGAUAGUCCAUGAAAAUAUGAGGGGUUUGCAUAAGACACAUCUCAUUUUGGUGUGUAAGGCUGAAAUAAUUAAUAAAUCCAAUUAUUUAAAUUAGAAAGUAUUUUUUUGUCGUGUUCUGUCUCGUGCAAUAUCGUAUAGCUUUCAGAUACAGAGUUCUCUUUUUUUCUAAUCCCUAUUUUUUUGCUUGUCUGAUAGUAAAGAUUGUAGCUUCGUACUUCUUUCCAACAAUCUCAGUUGGAAUGGUACAGUUAUUUAUUGGGAACACCAUGUUUUUUGACGUUGUACUUGGCUUUUUGACACUUCACUAGUUUUUGAUAUCAUAAAGUAACUGACCUCUUUGAAGCCCUUAAAUAUUUAUAUUAACUUCUUGGAUCCACUGAAGUUGACUUUUUACAUCACAGGUAGGUGUAGCAGAGCUUAAAGUUGCAGUUGAAAGGACGGGAGGAAUUGUUGUGCUUGCAGAAAGUUUUGGCCACUCUGUUUUCAAAGACUCCUUCAGACGUGUUUUCCAGUCAAGUGAUUUCGAUCUUGGCCUCUCAUUCAAGUAAGGCUUCGUCUGCAUGCGCUUCGAAUUUGCCAUUUGUUGAUGGUACCAUAUUUGCGUAUUGACUGUAUCAAAUUCCUUUUUUAUUUAUCUUAUUCACUGUGCUUUGACCCGGAACAUUCAUAUUCUCAUCAAAUCUCAUAUAAAGUUUUAAUAGAAUCAUUCUUUGGAUAUACUUUCCAUUAUUUAUCUGAUCUUAUUUGAUGAAAAAAGGUAAUAAUGGUCAUUAUUUUCUUAUUGCGUCACGUUGUGUAACUUUAGUUAUAUAAAUUGCACCUAGCGUUGCUGAGCUUGUCAUGCAACCGAUGGGUAACAUGUUUGAAUGUCUUCCAGAGAGGCUAUGCGUAGUUCACAAUAAAUCUGUGGCGUGGCUUAUUAUAUCAUCCUUUGGACUUUCGUCUACAAAAGCUUACGGAGUUUUGCAUUUUUGACAUCGUUUGCAGUGGUGUGUUUGAGGUCAGCUGCUCCAAGGAUGUCAAAGUUCAAGGUAUCAUUGGUCCUUGCGCUUCCCUUGAAAAGGUAUUCUAGAAAACGAUUUUGUUUACUUUGCCUGCACUAACUCUCAUCUAAUUAUUAUUUUAUUUUGAUUUUCUGUAGAAAGGUCCCUUAUGUUCAGAAACAGUAGUUGGACAAGGAAAUACGAGUGCCUGGAAAAUGUGUGGUCUUGACAAGAAAACUUCUCUGUGUAUUUUUUUUGAUAUUGCAAAGAAAGAUGGUGCAGAUGCAGUUGGUCAACCCACCAGUAAUCAGUUUUAUUUCCAGUUUCUGACAUAGUAUGUGAUUAAAAUGUAGCUUUUGACUCAUUUCCGAAAAAUUUGAAAUUUCUACGGCUAGUUUGGGAGACGGUUAACUAACAGACUACAGAUAUCAAUGCUGCAGCUAUCAACAUACUGAUGGUCAAAUGAGACUACGCGUUACAACUCUUUCUAGAAGAUGGGUGGCUGGACCUGGUUGUUUGCAGGCAAGCUUAUGCCGAAGUAUUUUCGUUUAUGCUUUCUGUACUGUCGCCUGAUGGUUCUAUCAUUUUCCACUAGAUGGCAACUGGGCUUAUAAGCUUUUCUUCUUGUUAAAUUACUGUCCAUGUAAUAUAUAUAUUUUCUUUAAAUGACGUUCUUAGAACCUGCCAGAGGGGUGCAUCACAUGGAGCUUGGUCAUGUAGGACUAGAUGUUAAACCUGAUAAUGGCCAUGGCUUUUCAAAGUCGUAGAUCUCGAUUGAUUAACUGCUACAAGGGGAUCUACCUUUGUUGACCUGGGCCACGUCUACCCAAGGAAAACUUCAUGGUUUCCCACUAGUCCAGACUGAUUGAGGAUCGAUCAUUUCUUUCUGUUUCAAAAGGGAAAAUGUUAUUUUCAAAAUUUCCUCUUUUUCCAUUAUUUUUCUAAAUUGAUAGACCAAUUAGAAUAGAAAUAUAAAUUGUGAUCUAUGACCUUGUGAAGCAAUUCUAGUUGUGGAGGUGUGUCCUCACCUUUUAUGAUCCAACAGAAGCUUGAACGAUUGAGGAAAAUAGAAAGGAUAUCCUUUAUAUGACGAUGAAUCUUCUACUUGCAGAAGAAGAAAGCCUAUGGCCAUUUUUGUGCAAACGUUUCUUGUACUGAUAUUUAAGAGCUCAUUGUGAAAUUUCACCUCUCUCCUUCAAUCGUCAAAUUUUCAUGUCUUACAUGGCAAAAGGAAUUAGGAAGAACGAGAAAUACCCUGAGCAGUUCAUCCAACCAAAGUUACUGAAUCACAAUCCUCUGGAUGUUUGUUUCAUAUAUAAUUAGUACAUGUUCAAUGAUCUUAUAGUUGGUAGAAAAACGUGAACCGAAAGCGGAUUAAACUCUACCCUAAGAAAAUGAGAGGAAGGUCCGAUUCUCCAUUUAUUGUUGCUCUUGGUGGAAGUAUGGUCUAUGAAAUUGAAGAGCUCAUUAUUUUGUGUCUCCCUGAAAAAACUGUUGUUCUAUGGCGGGCUCAUUAUUCUCCUGAAAAGCACAUCAUGAUCUGUUUCUGGCAGAAUCAACUUUGUCGGCACGGAUUGAAAUCAUGAAUAUUGAUUUCGCGUACUCUCUUGCAUUGGGUUCGAACUGGUUGACGUCUACUCUGGCCCGUACCCUGGUCAAGGGAUCCAUUUGAUAUAGCUUCUGCUGAGGGUCAAUUGUCGCAUAUGCCUGGUAAGGAGUAGUCUUGAAUAUGGUGGGACCCGGCGAUGGGUAAUCCUGCGUGCACAGGAAAGCCCUUGGAGGCUAGGAGGUUGUCAUACAGUGCCUAACGCCUGAGACUCAGGGCUUUCUCCUGUGUUCGUUUGGGCCUUUGAUCCCAUGAUGAUGGUAGCAAUGACAACGAAUCUCGUAUUCUGCCAAUGCCUGGUACUGUACUUGGAUUCGUUUUUUCUCUCUCAACAUGGCCCAACGAUAUAUGACGAUCCAUGUUGGCCCAUUAAUGUUCUCAAUAAUAGUGUGUGUGGCUUUGCACAUAGCACCUGGGAUCUUGGUAAACUUGAGUUGAAAUGAUUGUCAUCCCAGGUGUGCCCUCGUGGGGAGGUUAAUCAUCAGGUCUUACAAUUGGAACGAAUGGUUACAUUUCAUCCGCACUAGAGCCAUUUAUUUUCGCCAGCAUAGCAUUGAAUGACGAAAAGCUUAUUUUUUAAGUUAUUAAUUUGCUUAUGAUUUAUCUAUACUUGCGUGAAUUGUCAGGUUUGAAAUUAUUUUUACACUUUCAUAUUUUUGUUCUGAUGUGUAUCAAGAUUUGUGUUUGGUUGUUAUGACACAUCUUCACAAAAUUAGAUGUCACUGUGGCCAUGAUUUCUUUUCUCAUGUCGUUGCUCAACUCAUUUACCUUAUUCAGGACUUGAGCUCUGGCUUUGAUCAAGAAACAGCAGCAGUAGUCAUGGCACGGCUGGUCUCUUUUAAUAUGGAAACUGAGGUCAGUUCUGUCAUGGUAUUUACACUCUGUUGCAGGAUAUGUAAACAACGUUACUCUGAAACAGAUAAGAAUUUGUGGAGUACGCUGAUAUUUCUGGUUAUUUAGAACCCUCGACGGUUUUCUAUAUCCAUUUCGUUUUCUUCCGUGACUAUUGCAAAACCAAUGUCGCUUCUUGCCAGAAGCAAACUAUCCUUCAUGAUGGAACCAUGCCAAUCGAUUCAGCUAUGUCUUCAAACACCGCUUGUGAUAUGAUCACCUCUUUAACUAUACAACGAACCCAUGUGAUACAGUCUCACCUCAUCGUCCAGAACUGGAAAAUGCCCAAAAGAUCAUCUGAUUCUCCCGUCUGGUUGCUUUUUUAAGAUGCAAGUCACUCUUUUAUCGAGUAAACCUGUGGAACUUAAUGGAAAAUCCUCAAUUCGUAUAUCAAGUAAACUUGUGAUACCCAUCAAGCCAACUAGAGAUGGACACUGAAAAGUGUUUAAGCCUGGCUUGUUCACCGGCUUGUCCGGGCCGUUGACUCUCCUGCCCAUUAUUUUAGGGUGAUUAUGGUGCAGGAGAAAGCAGAAACUUGCAUCGAAGAGGAUCACUAUUCAUAAAAAUUGAUGCCAUACUUUGCACAAAUCGGUCAUUAGUACCAGGUUCUUGCUCAUUAGAGUCAACGCCACUGAUGUCAUCGGUGAGUUGAGUACCUGGCCACCUUUCAGUCUUCCCGGGAGAUUCCUCUCUGCCUAGAUUCUUCUUAGCGUAAUGCAUGCAAUAUCAACCGCUAUAGCUUCACGUCCAAACAGACUUAUGGAGCAGUUUCCUCACAUCUGAAUGAUCAUCCGCCUUUCGCCCACGUCCGUGUUCCUUUAUUUAUAUUUAUGUGGGCAUUAUUCGGGAAAUUCCUCUCUGAUCGAAUGAAUAUGAAUUAUUAUGAAUUAUCCCAAGUUCGUUCUGCUAACUAGGUCAACUCUUGUCAGCAUGCUGGCGUUCUCGGCUGAUUUUUUUCUUCGGGCUCUAUAAUCAGAGGUUAACAAAAAUUUUCAGGCCGAGUUUGACGCCAUCAGAUGGCUCGACAGGUCGCUGAUUCGUUUAUGUUCUCGGUUUGGAGAUUAUCAAAAGGACAACCCAUCCAGUUUCAGCUUCUCUCCUCGUCUAUCCAUAUUUCCCCAGUUCAUGUUUCAUCUCCGCCGAUCUCAGUUCGUUCAGGUACCAUAAAUUAUUCUAAAAUUUGCUUAUUUUAUCUUGAAAAAAUUAUUUUUUUGGAAACUCUGACAGAAAUCUGCCCUCCCUCUUGUUCUAUCUAGGUCUUUAAUAACAGCCCAGAUGAGACGGCGUACUUCAGAAUGAUGAUGAACAGAGAGAACGUAGCAGAUUCUGUGGUGAUGAUCCAGCCGUCCUUGGUUUCCUACUCCUUCAAUUCGGGCCCAGAACCUGCGCUUCUCGAUGUGGCCGCCAUUGCUGCCGACAGGAUCUUGCUACUGGAUUCCUACUUCACAGUCGUUAUUUUUCAUGGGUCAACGAUCGCUCAGUGGAGGAACUUCGGCUACCAGAAUCAGCCCGAGCACCAGGUGAUUGAUUCACCAUUCCCAAGAUCUGUUCUUCAUUAAUCAAUCACCCAUAUAUUUUCGGCUUAGAUCAGUCAACGCUCAGAUGAUGGAAGAAGAAAAAAAAAAGAGGAGAUUUUUCUGCGCAGCUUUCAUGUUAUUAAUGUUCUUGCAGGUGCUGGAUUAAGUCAACUCAUCGUUGUAGGACAAACUGACUAGAUAAAGAUGAUCUAUAGAACAUUCCAAGAACAUAUUUCCCUGAACCUUAUCAAAAGCUAGAUUAUUGAAAGAGUAGGCGCCAUAAUUAUUCGAAUCAUUGAUUCUCUUGGUUGUUGGAUACGGAAAAUUAUCAUCUCAUUUUCUUGCUGCUGGCUAAGAUGUUGAGUCCAUCGGGAUCCUCAUCCUUGGGAAUGAUUUCCUUCCAUUAUUGGUUUUUAUUUAUUUAUUUUGUGUGUGAGAGAGAUGGGUGAUGAGUACGUCCGGGCUGCUGCUGAUGAACCCGGUUCUCUCCCUAGGUUUUCGCUCAGUUGCUGCGUGCUCCUCGUGAGGAGGCAGAGGGGAUAAUCAAGGAGCGAUUUCCAGUCCCUCGCUUGGUCAUCUGCGAUCAAUAUGGCUCACAGGUAAGAUCAUCUUCAGUGGAAUUCAGCCCAUGAAGCCGAGACCUGCCCUCUCUCUCUCUCUCUCUCGCUCUAUGUAUGUAUGUAUCUCUUACUCUUAUCUCUCAAUUGUGAAUGGGGCAGGCGCGGUUUCUCUUGGCGAAGCUCAACCCUUCCGUCACCUACAACUCCGACAACCCGCCGGCGCCGGGUGGGGACGUCAUAUUCACCGACGACGUGAGCUUCCAAGUCUUCAUGGACCACCUGCAGCGGCUCUCGGUGCAGUAA
Spirodela intermedia is the source of this 9429-nucleotide messenger RNA. NCBI's taxonomy places the organism in Eukaryota, Viridiplantae, Streptophyta, Magnoliopsida, Alismatales, Araceae. The record is from the annotation of a GenBank genome assembly.